GAGUAAUGAGGCCCCUGGCUUAAAUAAACAAGCUCCUCAGUUAUGUAGUGGUAAGUGCCUGGUCUUGGCUAAAAAAAAAAAAAGAAGAAAGAAAGAAAAAGAGAGAGAGCUCUGUUUUGGCAAGCUUAUGGCUUCAACAGCUGCUGCUUCUUGCUCUCUGCAAAUCUUCUUCCUCCUCCUCUUCCGCCUCCUGGAAUUGGCCUGUUCAUUGGAAUGGGGAGGCGCUGAGGAGGUAAGCAUGGUGAAAGUGGGAGACUUCUCGAAGGUGGAAGAUGCUGUGAACUUUCAUUUAUACUAUGGCCAGACCUUCAAAGUCAUAAAGAAUGCUCUUGAUGCCCACAGCUACCUUCUUCUCCAGAAUAAUACAAGGAUUGCAUCAAGGACCAAAUAUUGCACAUCAAGAAUCAAAUCAUUUGUGAUUCCAUUGUCAAACUAUUCAGUUGAUACCGAUUCAUUUCCAGUUUCCUUCUUAGAGCUUCUAGGCUUGCUAGGGAGCUUGAAAGGCAUAACAUCAGACUUGGUGGCUUCUCAAUGCGUUCUAAAAUUAUACCAAGAUGGUCAAAUAGAAAUGUUCAACAAGACUGACGAAGAAAAGCUUGCACAGUUUGCAGCUCAUUUCUCUGGUGAUGCUGAUCAUCUACCAGCAUGCAAUUUUGCCACAUUUGUCCCUUUUUCAGAAGACACUCCUUUGCAGGCAAGUAAAAAUUCGACAUUACUCUGUAAAGACCCCAAGAACUAUGGCAUCCACAUUAAGUGCUUACAUUUUACUAUUGAUAUUGUUAAAUAUUAACCUAUCAACUUAUCA
Molecule: messenger RNA, 805 nt
Organism: Prosopis cineraria
Lineage: Eukaryota; Viridiplantae; Streptophyta; Magnoliopsida; Fabales; Fabaceae
Exons: 4
Coding region: 128-790 (220 amino acids)
Source: RefSeq, a predicted model, not a curated record